Messenger RNA from Mauremys reevesii (Reeves's turtle), 1476 nucleotides. Its product is annotated as elastin-like. The record is from RefSeq and is a predicted model, not a curated record. Lineage: Eukaryota; Metazoa; Chordata; Testudines; Geoemydidae. The transcript is spliced from 2 exons. The coding region runs from base 28 to 588 and encodes 186 amino acids.
GUCUAGUGGCACCAAGGCCACUUAGAGAUGAAUGAGUCUGCUACAGCCGUAGCUACCAGCCAGCUGGCUUUCGCCUCCUGCGGUAGAGGCUCCGGCACUAAGCUUCAGAGGUCCCAGGUUCAAUCCCGCCCGCCAACUACCGGGGUCUGCCAGCCUUACGCUGGGUUUGCGCCGGGCGCUGGGAUGGGAGUGUCGCAGGCCAGGUUUGCCCCGGGCGCCAGGACAUCGCAGGCCGGGUUUGCCCCGGGCACUGGAACGGGGAUGUCGCAGGCUGGGUUCGCACCAGGCGCCGGGAUGUCGCAGGCCGGGUUUGCCCUGGGCGCUGGGACGGGGACGUCGCAGGCUGGGUUUGCGCCGGGCGCUGGGACGUCGCAGGCCGGGUUUGCGCCGGGCGCUGGGACGUCGCAGGCCGGGUUUGCGCCGGGCGCUGGGAUGUCGCAGGCCGGGUUUGCCCUGGGCGCUGGGACGGGGGCAUCACAGGCUGGCUUUGCACCGGGAUGUCGCAGGCCGGCUUUGCCCCAGCGCCGGGACGGGGGCGUUGUGGGCUCGGGGAGCGCUGGGAGCUGGCGGUGGCAGUCCCUCGGCUAGGGAGACGUAGCGCUCAGAGCCUCGCCCGGGGGAGGUGUCAGAAUCAGCAAUGGCCCCGUGCUCGCGGCCCAUCCCCUCACCGGGGGGAGGCAGGACCCCCACGCAGGCCCCGGCUGCCCGGCGUGCGUGAAAUUGGGCGGGGGGUGUGUGUUAAUUUGGACUGAGCCUCUGGAGUCGUGGCAGGGGGAGGCGUCUUCUCCCUCCUGGCCCUUCGGCUGCAGCCUGGGGGCCAGCUGGGUGCAGCGUUUCCGCAGCGCCUGCUGCCGGCGGGGUUUGCUCUGAGGUUUCACGCCCAGGCUCCUGGCGAAGGCAGCAGGAAUUCCCCCCCUCCCCGAGCUGCAGGCGCUUGCGGCUAAACCGAUCCGGUGCCGCAGCUGGGCGGCCCUCGCCUGCAGCAGAGGAUGACUCAGGGCUCGAGCAGCGGCCGCUCCGGGGUCCCCGGCUCCAUCCCCCGCACUCGGGCAUUUCUACUCGGAGCAGCGGCCGACGCCCAGGGCCCCGGCUCGGCCAGAGCCUGAGCACCAGCGUGGCAGCCUGUGCCAGCCGAGCCGAGCCAGGCCAGGCCAGGCUUUUGCAGGGCCAGAUUUCACAGCAGCGCAGCUCCCGGCUGACUGCAUCGAAGGAGUUUUGUCUGCUGUCCCGGGAGCUUGAAAUUCGGGCCUUUAACUGCUGGGCCCGGCCGGUCCUGACUCUGCACCGGGGUUUCGAACGGUCUCUGCUGCAGCACAGGGGGGCGGCCAGGCCGGGGACUCGGGUUCGCUUCCUGACUCGAGGCGGGAAGCGGCCGAACUCCUGGGCUGCAGCCGAGCGUGUGCCAAGGCCCGGCCCGGCUCGGGGUCCCUGGCGGGGUCAUGGAGUUUACGCCGCCCCACCUCGGGGGUGUGUGUG